AUGUCUCAAGACCCCGUUCAAUUCUCCCUUCCUCUCUCCAUUAACGAGCAAACCUAUGAGGAUUAUCUCAACAAAGUUGGUACUAGCUUGGAAGAUAUUUCUCUCAUCUCAUCAUCACUGUCCGAAAUUAACAAACAAAUCGAUCAUCUAUUUAAUACAACAAUUUCAAACCAUUCGGAAUCUUUUUCUUCCAAUAUUACAUCAUCCGAGAAAUUAUUACAACUCUUCAAAUACGAUGUGCCAAAGAAAACACCAGGAAUAUUUACCUGUAGCCGAGCGAAGGAUGAAAAACAAUUUGAUUUAUUGCAGAGUGCUUUUGGGUUUGGAGAUGUCAAUACUAAUGAUGAGCGUGUGAUUACUCUUGCGAAAAUUAUUCAUCUAUUGUACGAGAUUGUGAAUGCCUUACAGAAGGAAAUUCAAUGUGAAUGGUUAGGAAUUUACAAAAAUAUCAAUUCAUGUCUGUACAAGCUGAGUUACUAUGGAAAGUUCAGUAGAGCAGAUUUUCCAAUCGAUGAAGCACAUGCCAAGUUAUCGACGAAUUCUUUUGUUGCAUUGAAUGGAGUUGUAGUGACUUGGGAUGAUGUCAAUUCAGCCUCUGAUUCUGGUCAGCCUUAUUACAGUUGUGAUGCAAUGGUCCAAUCGGAGUGUUGUUUGCCAAUUUUUGAUGAAACUAAUACUCGGGUAAUUGGUAUUAUUGAUGCAGAAGCGCAUUCAAACAAGUUCUUUUCAUUGGAGAGAAAAUUUAAAUUAUUGAGGGCGUGCUUUCUUUUGAGGUUUGUGUUUGCCAUGAUCCACUGA
Molecule: messenger RNA, 798 nt
Organism: Naegleria fowleri
Lineage: Eukaryota; Heterolobosea; Eutetramitea; Acrasida; Naegleriidae
Exons: 1
Coding region: 1-798 (265 amino acids)
Source: RefSeq, a predicted model, not a curated record